CUGUUCAGAGUAUGUGAUGAAGACACCGAGCCAUUUGCGUGGCGAUCACGAUCACUCUCCACGGCAGCCAUAGAGUCAUAGUUGAGUACAAAAGGGCACAGCACAUCCUCACCCACCACCAUUAAUACAUGCUAUUACUUCAAAAACAGCUAAGAAAUCACUCCCAGCCCCCUCACCUCUGCCUCGAGCAACCCUUCCACAGCAACCAUGUCAUCCCCCGAAACCCCCAACAAACCCCCAAUCCGACGCUUCCCCGCGACCACCCCACCGCAAACCCUCUGGCAAGCGGUCUGCGAUGACGGCGCCGCCAUAAUCGAAGGCUUUCUUCCCGCCCACACGAUCGAGAAAUUUGACCAAGAGCUCUCGCACCGCUCCGCCACGACGACGGGAGGGCAAAUGAACCAAGAAUUCUACCAAAUGCCAGUCCCCACCACGACGAAAUGGAUGAACGACCUGACCGCCACAUGCCCGACCUUCCGGCAUCAGAUCCUCAACAACCCGGUCCUGCACAGCCUCUGCGAGGAAGUCUUCGCGCCGCACGGGGACUACUGGCUCCUCAACGGCAUGGCCAUGGAGAUGAUGCCGGGCAACCCGACCCAGGAACUGCACAACGACCACGGCACGCACCCGAUCCUGCAGUAUCUGGCAGACGACGCCCCGUCGCCGGUGUUCAGUAUCAUCACGGCGGUGAACGAGUUCACGGAGGCGAAUGGCGCCACGCGCGUGAUCCUGGGGAGUCAUCGGUGGCCGAAGGGCCAACGCGGGAAGGAUGAGCAGACGGUCCGCGCGGUGCUUAAGCCCGGGGACGCGCUGGUGCUGUAUCGAACGACGAAGCAUGGCGGGGCGGCGCAUGGCGCGGAGAACCCCGAUCAUCGACGCUUGUUGUUGCUGUCGGUCGGGAGCUGUCAGCUGGCGCCGUAUGAGACCCAUGUCACCGUGCCGCGGGCGGUGGUGGAGAGUAUGACGCCCCUGGCGCAGAAGAUGAUUGGGUGGCGGAGUACAAAGCCGGUGAUUUCGAAUGUCACGGGGUUGAAUACGGUGCGCAUGAAGCAUCUGGAGACGCAGAUUGGGUUGAGAUCGGAGGUGCCGUUGGAGGGGGAGUGCUGAGGUUGCUGCCGUGGGGUAGUUUCGGUGUUGAUGGUUCGGGAGGGGGAAUCCGCUGGGCAAGGCUUGGAAGGUCUACGUGGGUUCACUCCUGCUUAGGAGAAGACUGCAAAUCCACCCAUAAAGCUCUCAACC
This is a messenger RNA of Aspergillus aculeatus ATCC 16872, 1239 nucleotides long. It is a transcript of the gene ftmF, whose product is annotated as 2-oxoglutarate dependent dioxygenase ftmF. The record is from RefSeq and is a predicted model, not a curated record. NCBI's taxonomy places the organism in Eukaryota, Fungi, Ascomycota, Eurotiomycetes, Eurotiales, Aspergillaceae. The transcript has a single exon. Bases 208 to 1107 code for a protein of 299 amino acids.